Pocillopora verrucosa is the source of this 1497-nucleotide messenger RNA. RefSeq names its product transcription factor Sox-14. Gene Ontology annotation, molecular function: RNA polymerase II cis-regulatory region sequence-specific DNA binding; DNA-binding transcription factor activity, RNA polymerase II-specific. The record is from RefSeq and is a predicted model, not a curated record. Gene Ontology annotation, biological process: regulation of DNA-templated transcription; cell differentiation; anatomical structure morphogenesis. NCBI's taxonomy places the organism in Eukaryota, Metazoa, Cnidaria, Anthozoa, Scleractinia, Pocilloporidae.
UAUACCCAUCAGCCAUAAUCACGCCUGUGAGGUGUUGUAGCUGUUGAGCCGGUCGACCAGGCAAAUAACAGAUUGAGGUUGCUCCUUUGAGAACAGUUUGACCGUACUCAUCCUCGCGUGAACAUCACCUAACUCCGUCCGUCACCGACUGCCAAGACAACAGGGAUCAAUCCUAUUAACAACUUCAACGACAUGGGCAAGCAAGAAGAAGGCCACAUUAAAAGACCCAUGAACGCGUUUAUGGUGUGGAGUCGUGGUAAGAGAAAGCAGUAUGCUGCGAUAAAUCCUCGAAUGCACAACUCUGAAAUCAGCAAGCGACUCGGAGCCGAGUGGAAAAUGCUUUCACAAGAGGAAAAAGAACCGUUCGUGGCGGAAGCGAAGCGACUGCAGGCCAUCCACAUCCAAGAGCACCCCGAUUAUAAGUACAAGCCGAAGCGACGCAAACCGAAAUCACUGCAGAAGAAAGAGCUUGCGGCCCCGAUGUUUUCGCCAUACAGCGCCCCAAUGAUGGCGGUCGAUAAAUUCUCAACGAAUCAAUUGCCUCAAACAAUAGCUCAUUCAACGGCUUUGUCCGCGGACCCAAUGUAUUCCAAAAUAAAUGGAGCAGCAGCGUUUCAUCACUCGGUUUCACCAGGAUAUCCAGUGAUUUAUCCAAACGUAACCGCAGUGAACACUCACCAUUCGGUGACUCCACCAUCGCGUCAGCUAUUCGCUAGUUCCUUGGACACGACACAUUCAUUCCGCGCCGCCGAUGUCAUGAGCCACAACAGAGCGUUGUACACCAGUCAAGCCUUCCAAACUGCGCUACCUUCCCAAAUGCAGCAGAGAAUUUCUAGCGUGGACGAAACACGAGGCGCCUCUAUCAGUAGUGGAGCGUCUUCCAGUCCGACUGCUUCAAGCAGUGACGCACCGAGCAAGUCGAGUGGUUAUACAGUUUCCACUGCUGAACUGAACGGACAACGCGUUUGGCAGCCUCAACAGGAUCUGUCCCGACCAGUGGCCUAUGUCCCGAUAACUAUGAAGAGUAAAGUCCGUUUUCCAGCCCAUUUCAAUUUUGCCUAGUUGUAUACAUUUCGAUAUUUGAGAAUUAAUGUAUAUCUCAGUGUUAUUUUUGCCAUACGCUUUAAGUUUUCUGCAUAGUGAUUGCCUGAAAAUUAGUCAGACUUCACUUAAGAAUAAACAUUUUUUUAUACAGUAGCGAGCAGCGCCACAAAUUGUGGCGUUCAAAACAAUCCCUUGAGGAAAAUAUUUUUCUUUUUGUUACAUGGAUCGAAAUGUAUAAUACUAAAGUGACUUGCGACACCCUAUGUAUUAGUAGGUACGAAUUUUGUUGAACAAGUAUUACAAAUUUCAAGUUUGUAAAUGAAAAUUUUUGUAAAAGUCUUCAUUUUUUCUGUUGAAUACGUAGCAAAUUAUUACAUAUCAGAAAUGCGCUGAUAUUUGAAAAGAAGUAUGUAAAAUUCUUAUCUGUGUAAUAUAAGAGUAAAUAAAAGAGUG